UUUUGCAGGAUGAGUUGGUUUAUUGGGAGCUUCCAUGAAUUGCAAACGCAAGGAGGAAGCAUAGUUUUGAAUCUCUUCCUUCCUCCUUCAUUGCCUCUCACUAUUUUCCUCCUUCUACCCUAUCAUAGGACCACCACCUUUUACUUUCUCUUUUCUUUUCCUUUCUUUUCCAGAGCCUCUCUCAUCCAGGCAUUAUUGUGGUAGACCCUGUGAGAAAUAUUGUAGAGGGGCCUCUUUCAAAAUCCUCUUCCAUGGAACUACAGCCGGAAUCCCCAACGGGAAGGAAUGAUUCUCCAGGAUCUUCUCCGAGGUUUUCUAAGCAUAUCAUUGACACAGCUGCUCCUAUUGAAUCUGUCAAAGAUGCUGUGUCCAAGUUUGGAGGAAGGGUUGAUUGGAAAUCCCGUCGAACCCAAAGUCUGGUGGAGGAGAGAAGCAAGAUUCUAGAAGACUUCAGAAGGGAAGAAACUGUUGAGGAAUUGGAAAACACCAAGAAGCUCACAGAAGAACUCAGACGCAACUUAGAAACGGUAGAGAGAGAUGAGUUUCUGGCAAAGGAAGAGGCUGAACGUGUGCUUCUCAAAAUUGAAGAGAUGGAGCAGAGCAUUGUAAGUGAGGCUAGUAUUGAAGCCAAAGCUGAAGUUGAGGCUGAAAAGGCCUUGCUUAAGGAAGCGCUUUCAGAGUUAGAAUUCGUUAAGAAAGAACUGGACUCACUGCGCAAGGAGUAUGCUUCUAUGGUGAGUGGAAGAGAUACGGCAAUCAACAAUGCAGAAGAAACCGUUGCAGCUUCCAAUCAGAUUGAAAAGGCAGUGCAAGAUUUGACUGCUGAGUUGAUUGCAACAAAAGAGGCACUAAAAUCCUCACGAGCCGCACACUUGGAAGCCGAAGAACAAACACUAGGAGUUGCUGAUGAAGAGAUUCUCAAUUUGAAACAGGAACUUGAACAAGCAGAAGAGGAGCUCCAAAGACUGAAUGAGAAAGUUUUCUCAGUCAGGCUUCUUAAAUCUAAACUAGAAUCAGCUUCCUCUUUAUUACUUGAUUUGAAAGCUGAAAUGGCAACGUACAUGGAAUCAAAGGACAAUGAGGAAUGUUACAAACAACAGAAAGAGGAACUUGGGGAACUAAAGAAGAACAUAGAGAAAGCAACUUCUGAUGUUAAAAGCUUGAGGGAAGCUUGUAUGUCACUAAACUCAAAACUAGAAGAAGAGAAGUCAGUUCUGGUUACCCUUAAGCAAAGUGAGGAAAUGGCUUCGACUGCAGUUCUGGAUCUCCAAACUGAACUGGAGAAGUCCAAGACUGCCGCAAUUUUCCUUGAGAUGAAAGAGCAUGAAGCAAGAGAAAUGAUGUCUGAGUUGCCCAAGAAACUGCAGAAAGCAGCAGAAGAGGCUGAUGAGGCCAAAUCACUUGCUCAGGCUGCUGAAGAAGAGCUGCUUGAAGCACAAAAAGAGGUUGAAGAAGUCAAAUCCAGAUCAAGUACAUUAGAAAACAGUUUAGUGGCAGCACAGAAGGAGAUAGAAGCAGCCAAGGUUGCUGAGAUGUUGGCCAGAGAUGCAAUCUCAGCAUUGGAGAAGAGUGAAUCAACUAAAAACAGCAAUGAGAAUAGCUCUUCCUCAAUGGUUACACUCACACUAGAUGAAUACCAUGAGCUCAGCACGCAAGCCUAUAAGGCUGAGGAACAAGCCAAUGCAAGGAUAGAAGCUGCUAAUGCUCAGAUUAAGCUGGCAAGGGAGUGUGAAUAUAGAAGUUUGGAGAGGUUAGAAGAAUUGAAUGAGGAAUUAUCUCUAAGAAAGGAAUCUUUGAACAUUGCAACUGGGAAUGCUGAAAAGGCCGCUGGAGAAAAGUUAGCUGUUGAACAUGAACUAAGAACAUGGCUGGUUGACCAAGAGUCACCAAAGGAGCACACUGCUGCUGAAAUUGAGCCUGUGCAUGAGUCAUUAAGCCCUAAAGAAGCAGUUCCUUCAAACAGCACUGAAGAUGGAUCAUCCUCGUAUAAGAACAAAAAGAAGAAGAAGAAGUCAUUGUUUCCUUCAAAGGUUGUAAUGUUCUUUGCAAAGAAGAAAACACAUCCAACUAAGUGAAUCUAAUCCUUCAACUGAAGGUAGUACAAAAUGUAACUAUUCUAAUAUCUGAACAGGUUGUGUAUUGGUUGCUCAUUUUGAGAAAUUAAUUGUAUCAAGUUCUUUGGUUUAAAGGAGGAAAUAAGAUCAAUCAAUGUCUAUAUGGUAUA
Molecule: messenger RNA, 2224 nt
Organism: Vigna angularis (adzuki bean)
Lineage: Eukaryota; Viridiplantae; Streptophyta; Magnoliopsida; Fabales; Fabaceae
Product: protein WEAK CHLOROPLAST MOVEMENT UNDER BLUE LIGHT 1
Exons: 4
Coding region: 252-2075 (607 amino acids)
Source: RefSeq, a predicted model, not a curated record